GUGACGUGGAGAUCCGUAGCGAUGGCCGGCACGGAAGAAGUGCUCCAGGGCGGCUGGGAGCAGGAUCUGACUGAUGCCCUUGACUCAGGGGGCUGUGACUUAGAGACUGCGAGAAACAUCAUCCAGGGCCGGCAGCUACCUGCUGCCCAGAGGGCUAGGGUGUGGAAGAUUGCCCUCAAUGUGGCAGGGAAGGGGGAUGCUUUGUCUUCAUGGGAUGGUUCUUUGGACCUCCCUGAACAGACACUCAUCCAUGACAGAUGUCAGCAGAUUGUUGACCAGCUGGAGAUGCCAGGAGAGGACAGGGCUGCCACACUGGCUGACUUGGAGUCAGUCCUCACCUUCUACUGCAAGUCGCGGAACAUCGCUUUCUCACUAGAGCUGAGCUGGCCAGACCUGCUGAAGCCCCUGCUGACUCUCAGGCUGCCUCGCAGUGACCUCUACAACUGUUUCUAUGCCGUCAUGAAUAAGUACAUCCCCAGAGACUGCGUGGCCCGAGGUCGGCCUUUCCACCUCUUCAGAUUGCUGCUUCAGUACCACGAACCUGAGCUCUGUUCUUUUCUGGACACCAAAAAAAUCACGCCGGACUCCUACGCCCUCCACUGGCUGGGCAGCAUGUUUGCCAGUCAUUGCAGUCCUGAGGUCACCCAGGCCAUGUGGGAUGUCUACAUGCAGCAGGCCGACCCCUUCCUCAUCUUCUUCCUCAUGCUCAUCAUCCUCGUCAAUGCCAAAGAUACUGCUCUUGCCCAGCAGGGAGACAGUAAAGAAGACAUCAUAAAGAUGCUUGAAGGCUCCCCAUGUCACCUAGAGGCCGAGGACAUCGAGGACCUCUUUUCCUUGGCACAGUACUACUCUAGCAAGACACCAUUGUCGCUUCGGAAGGAGAACCAAAAUCUGUUUGGCAGCAGCCUGGUGGCACUCAAGGAAGAUGACAUGGAUCUGAGCCAAGCUCUGUGCCUCCCUGUGUCGGUGCCUGAGCUCCUCCAGGCCAACCAGCUGCAGCCGGAUGGAGUACGAUUUUUUGUGGUCGACUGCCGCCCAGCAGAGCAAUAUAAUGCUGGACACCUGGCGACUGCCUUCCACCUGGACUCUGACCUGAUGCUGCAGAACCCGUCCGAGUUCGCCCUGUCAGUGAAAUCCCUGCUGGAAGCACAGAAGCAGUCUCUGGAGUCAGGCUCCUUUGCCAGUGGGGAGCACUUGUGUUUUAUGGGAAGCGGACGAGAGGAGGAGGACAUGUACAUGAACAUGGUGCUCGCCCACUUUCUGCAGAAAAACAAGGAAUACGUAAGCAUCGCAAAAGGAGGUUUCAUGGCACUACAGCAGCACCUGGCUGAUAUUAAUGUGGAGGGCCCUGAUAAUGUGUAUGUGCACUGGAUCGUCAGCACCUCUGGGUCCCACAGCAGCCUCAGCUCCGUGGAUGGAGAGGUGCUCAAUGGGGAUGGAAAAGGAGUGAAGUCACUUGUUAACAAGAUGACAUUUGCUCUGAAGUCAAAGUCUGUAAAUGUGAAGGAGAAGGUGAUCAGCUUCAUUGAGAAUACCAGUGCUCCUGUGGACAGAAUAUCUUUCACUCUGCCCUGGCCAGAGAAAGGGAUUCUGGAUCGGCACGUGAGCAGCAAUGACCGUGUGGGGAGGCCGUACCGGGGCGUGAAGCCCGUAUUCAGCAUAGGUGAUGAGGAGGAGUAUGAUACAGAUGAGAUCGACAGCUCAUCCAUCUCAGAUGAUGACCGCAAGGAGAUUGUCAACAUUCAGACCUGGAUCAACAAGCCAGAUGUUAAGCACCACGUGCCCUGUAAUGAAGUGAAGGAGACUGGUCAAAAGUUCCCAAGCCAUCUCCUGGUGACAGCUACGCACAUGUACUGUCUGCGGGAGAUCUCCUCCCGCAAGGGUUUUGCCUAUAUCCAGUCCCGGCAGGCGCUCAGCUCCGUGGUAAAGAUUACCUCUAAGAAGAAGCACCCUGAGCUCAUCACCUUCAAAUUUGGGAACAGCAGCACAUCUGGUGUGGAGGUCCUGGCAGUGGAGAGGUACCUUAUACCAAAUGCUGGCGAUGCCACCAAGGUCAUCAAGCAGCAAAUCAUGAAGGUCCUGGAUGCCCUGGACAACUAAGAGAGCCCUGGUGCACAGGGGCGAUUGAUGGUGUUGUGAAGAAGUGCAAGGGGGGAGGUGGGUCUAUGCCAGUGGAGGACAUGAUGCUCACUCCACCUCUCCCCAGUUCUCCACUAUGUGAAGCACCUGAUAAACUUAAA
Molecule: messenger RNA, 2240 nt
Organism: Scleropages formosus (Asian bonytongue)
Lineage: Eukaryota; Metazoa; Chordata; Actinopteri; Osteoglossiformes; Osteoglossidae
Gene: tbc1d23
Product: TBC1 domain family, member 23
Exons: 19
Coding region: 22-2100 (692 amino acids)
Biological process (GO): retrograde transport, endosome to Golgi; embryonic brain development
Cellular component (GO): trans-Golgi network
Source: RefSeq, a predicted model, not a curated record